Molecule: messenger RNA, 798 nt
Organism: Ostertagia ostertagi
Lineage: Eukaryota; Metazoa; Nematoda; Chromadorea; Rhabditida; Trichostrongylidae
Source: the annotation of a GenBank genome assembly
AUGGAACGUCGUACUGUCGAAGCUUCACUUUUCGAGAAACUCAAAAAUGGUCGCACUGGGUUCCCUCAAAAUGUGAGAGGAUUUCAGGAACUCGUCUACUCGUUUAUUUUUGCAAUACUAAGCGUGAUAUGUGUAUGGUUGUCAUUUGGCUUCGCCAAUCGACAUCUCGGUGGUACAUCGGCCGGCUACAUUGCAGCUGGUGUGAGCGAUCAGAAAGCCGACAACAAUAUAGGUCGAGAACCCAUUCAAGAUGCGAGUAAGUCCACGAUGUCUUUCGUAAAUCUCCGGGAUCAAAUUGAACACUCCGACAACGUGUUCCUCAAGAUGCCACACAUUUUCAAGCCCCUCCAAGUGCUGAACGCCAUCAUUCUUGCAAUCUGUGUUGGCUCAACGGCUGGAUCGGAAAACGGCGUUUUGUGGUUUGUCAUAAUCACUUCUAUGUUGAUCUCAAUAGCUGCUACCGUACUUCUGGCGCUGGGCCUACAGGACUCGAUUAUGGACAGCAUUUCGAACGGUAGUGUACCAUGGAACGUUGUAGAACUCGUCUACUCGUUUAUUUUUGCAAUACUAAGCGUGAUAUGUGUAUGGUUGUCAUUUGGCUUCGCCAAUCGACAUCUCGGUGGUACAUCGGCCGGCUACAUUGCAGCUGGUUUGUUCUCGAUCGUACAUGCUUCACUCUAUUCCGUUCCGUGUGCGAUCAUCUACGACUCUGUACAUAGCAAUGGACUUGAGCAAAGCCCGGUCAGCAACAUCCAGCCUGCACAUCCGUUUCGUGAUGCCCCCUACCAAGAUCUUUGA